AUGAAUGGCGAGAUGAUUGAGAACGCCAUCAGGAGUGGGAAGAUCGAUGCUGGAGAGAGUAAUAGAAAAUCAGCUUCGAAAAGGAAGGAAAACGAGGUGAACAACGCGAGCAUGUACAACAAGGGUUACUCGAAGUCAGUAACAGUGAGUCAGCCAGGAAAGGCGGCUGCCAAUCAGCAAAGCUCGUCGAGACAGGAGGUCGGUACAAGGCGAAAUACGGAAAGGCCCCAAUUCACGCCAAUUCCCAUGUCAUACAGGGAAUUAUACCGAAACUUAUUCGACGCACAUGUAGUUUUCCUUUUCUAUCUGAAGCCCUUACAGCCCCCGUACCCUAAAUGGUACGACGCAAAUGCACAGUGCGACUAUCAUGCGGGAAUCACGGAGCAUUCUAUAGAAAACUGUACUGCCUUCAAGAAGUUGGUUGAAAGGCUCAUUGGUAUGGGUGUCGUUAAAUUUGAUGAAGCCACCAAAGCAGAAAAUCCAUUACCAAACCAUACUGAUAGUGGAAUAAAUAUGAUGGGCGAGGACAGAAAAAUUAAGGCAGACAUUACGGACGUGAAGACUCCUUUGAGAUGGGUCUGGAAAGAGAUGGUGAAAAGGGGGUUAAUUACUUCAGAAGAAAGCUGUGAGAAUAGGGGGAACUACUGUGAGUUCCAUUGUGAAAUGGGGCAUGAAAUCCAGGAGUGUACGGAGUUCAGAGCCAUGGUACAGGGUAUGAUAGAUAAUAAGGAGAUGGAAUUUUGUGAAGGAAUUCAGAAGGAGAGUCAUGUAUGUACGUCAGAGUUGGCAUUGGGAGUUCCAAAGGCUAACCAUCCUGUGGUCAUCAUCUCACGACCUAAGAAUAGUGAGGCUGGAGCGCGAGUAGCACCAAAGGUUAUCAUUCAAAAACCGACCGUGUUUACUUACAAGGAUAACAGGAGGGUUUCUUGGAAUUACAAUUGUAAUGUGACAAUCCCAGGGAAGGAGGACCAUGAUGAAGGAGGGUAUGACAAACAGGUGAAGGCUCGAGUAGAGCCAAUAAGAGAAGAAACUUCGAUUGGAAAGAAGAAGAAGGCGGUCGAACCUGAAUUGGUGGUCAAUGAACCAAUCAAGGAGGAGGAAGCUAGAGAGUUCUUGAAGUUCAUAAAACAUAGCGAGUACAGCGUUAUGGAGCAGCUGCACAAACAACCAGCUCGCAUAUCUAUGCUAGCUUUACUCCUGAACUCGGAGGGACAUCGGAAUGCACUACUGAAGGUGCUAAAUGAAACUUAUGUGGCCGACGAUAUCUCUAUUAACAAGUUGGAUCGACUGGUUGGUAAUAUAAGCGCUGAUAACUUCAUCUCUUUCAGCCAUGACGAAAUACCACCCGAGGGUAUGGGAUCUACUAAAGCUUUACACAUCACUACAAGGUGUAAAGGGUGCAUAUUACCGGGGGUUCUGGUAGACAAUGGAUCGGCAUUAAAUGUAUUGCCCCUAGCCACGCUCAACAGGCUACCUGUGGAUAGUUCGCAUAUGAAGUCGUGUUAG
Molecule: messenger RNA, 1506 nt
Organism: Gossypium raimondii (Peruvian cotton)
Lineage: Eukaryota; Viridiplantae; Streptophyta; Magnoliopsida; Malvales; Malvaceae
Exons: 1
Coding region: 1-1506 (501 amino acids)
Source: RefSeq, a predicted model, not a curated record